Molecule: messenger RNA, 537 nt
Organism: Phaeodactylum tricornutum CCAP 1055/1
Lineage: Eukaryota; Bacillariophyta; Bacillariophyceae; Surirellales; Neidiaceae
Exons: 1
Coding region: 1-537 (178 amino acids)
Source: RefSeq, a predicted model, not a curated record
AUGCCCCGAGGAAAGCGCAAAGCGACGUCCAAAUCCCGGCCCGUCGCGACGACGAAACGGGUCAAGGCACCCGCGCCCCGUCGGGCGUCCCGCCGUGCCACGAUCGCGCCGCGGUACGCCGACGAUACGGCGUCGUCCGCUACGGAGGCGUCGCAAACUUCCGAGGGCAGCCACAACGAGGUCGUUGCCGAACGUCCACUGACGAGUAAGCGUGGAACGAAACAACAAAAGGGCGUUCUUCCUACCAAAAUCCACCAGACAAAAGGCCGCAACCCGAAACCCGAACGUGCAUCCCGGAGUGUCCGCUCGUCUCGGAAUAACCCGGAUUCCACUACCGACGCGUCGAGUGAUGGCCACAAUCCGGGAUACCGCCAGGUCAUGCGAAGCCCCGGCGACGAUACAUCGUCUGCGCGUAGUCGUCCCGUAUCAUCGCCGCUCCGCCCGGUCUCGAUGGCAUUGGCCCUGGAACGUCGUCGUGCCUGGCAGCAGGAAACAACACCUUCGGAUUGGCGAGUCACCACUGCCAUGGACUACUGA